CUCUCUUGAUUUUUCCAUCAGUGGAAUCAUUCUUUAUUUUGAUUACAUCCCAAUACAGUCACCCCCGUAAUUCACCCGAUACCGUAUCCCCCUUAUUUAUUUCUUUCCUUCUCUCUUUGUGUGUGUGUGUGUUGGGAAGGUGCACAAUUCAACAUGCAAAGCUAUAAUGAAAUAGUUUCUGUUUCACGCAUUGAAUUCUGAAAAAUCCCAUUGCAUUUACAGCUCACCGUUUCCUCAUUGAUUUGGAGCGUUUUCUGGGUACUACCCAAUACCCGGAAACUGAGUGAGAGAGAACAGGGGUGUUGUUGAAGACUUGAAGACGAUGAAGAACGAAGAGCAAGCUCGGUUUCUGUUUGGGAUUUCUCUCUCUGACAGACCCAAAUGGCAGCAAUUCCUGCUUUGCUCUUCUGGGUUCUUCUUUGGCUAUCUUGUGAAUGGUGUCUGUGAGGAAUAUGUGUAUAACAGGCUACAAUUCAGUUAUGGGUGGUACUUCACUUUUGUACAAGGAUUUGUGUAUCUAUUUCUGAUUUAUCUUCAAGGCUUUACCCCCAAGCAAAUGGUGAACCCAUGGAAGACUUAUGUGAAGCUAUCUGCUGUGCUUAUGGGCUCUCAUGGACUUACCAAAGGUUCCUUGGCUUUUCUCAACUACCCAGCACAGCUAAUGUUCAAAUCAACAAAGGUUCUGCCUGUGAUGGUAAUGGGAGCCUUCAUACCAGGUUUGAGACGUAAGUACCCACCUCAUGAGUACGUUUCUGCAAUCCUUUUGGUGGUGGGGCUUAUCUUAUUCACCUUAGCGGAUGCUCAAACGUCCCCCAACUUCAGCGUGAUUGGUGUUGUGAUGGUAUCUGGUGCUCUAAUCAUGGAUUCGUUUUUGGGUAAUUUGCAAGAAGCUAUAUUUACCAUGAACCCUGAAACCACACAGAUGGAGAUGCUGUUUUGCUCUACAGUAGUUGGCCUACCUUUCUUGGUUCCACCUAUGAUUUUGACAGGAGAAUUAUUCAAAGCAUGGAGUUCGUGUUCUCAGCAUCCAUACGUAUAUGGUGUGUUAGUGUUUGAAGCCAUGGCCACAUUUAUCGGCCAAGUUUCUGUCCUUUCCCUCAUUGCACUGUUCGGUGCUGCCACCACAGCCAUGAUAACAACGGCUAGAAAGGCAGUGACAUUAUUGCUAUCAUACUUAAUAUUCACAAAGCCAUUAACCGAAGAGCACGCGACUGGACUUCUGCUCAUAGGUAUGGGGAUCACAUUGAAGCUCUUGCCUGAGAAUAAACCAUACCAAAGGGUUCCAAAUUCAUCAUCUGGCAAACCCAAGAGUUCAGAACCAGCUCAUAACGAAGAUGAGAAUAUUCAACUUGACCAUCAACAUGCUGAAGAAGACGAAGAAAAGAGGCCAUUGGUCUGAUAUAGAAGAAACUGCUUCUGUUGCACAAUGUAUGUUUAGCUAGUAAAGGAAAUGGUUAAUGCUAAAUAACAUCAAUUUUCGAUUUUUUACCUCCUGUUCUUUACAUUUGGCCUUUCUUCAUUCAUUCUUUAUAUUUUUGUGAAGUGUUAGUUCCCCACAGUCCCCAUAGUUACUGGUUUUUGUAUUUUCUUCCUUUUGUUUUGUUAAUGUUUUGGACUAUAUAUGAAAUAUUGUUUUCUCGAUGAUCAGUA
Molecule: messenger RNA, 1650 nt
Organism: Fragaria vesca subsp. vesca
Lineage: Eukaryota; Viridiplantae; Streptophyta; Magnoliopsida; Rosales; Rosaceae
Product: UDP-galactose/UDP-glucose transporter 4-like
Exons: 7
Coding region: 323-1399 (358 amino acids)
Biological process (GO): transmembrane transport
Cellular component (GO): endoplasmic reticulum membrane; Golgi membrane
Molecular function (GO): transmembrane transporter activity
Source: RefSeq, a predicted model, not a curated record